CUGUGACCCUGGGGGAGGGAGCACAGAAGUCGUUAUGGUGUACUAGAAAGUCCAGUUCAUUUUGCUCAUUUGAAAUAAUGAAGCAGGGCCUCUGGAGCAUUAUUUGUGAGCAUCUGCCUCUUGCUGAGAAGACAGUGAUGGACAGUUUCCUCAUGGACAGAGCCUCUUGCUUCAUGACAUGGUGUUGUUUUGAAGACUCAAGCGCAGGUUGCCUUGAGACCCAAUGGCGAGUGCAUUGGCUUGCCUGAGGAUUGAUAGAGGGGGCUUGAGUUAGUAACCCCCUCUUCCUGAUAGGGAGGUUCCACCCACCCCAUGCUCCAACUGUCACUCUCUUAACUGUCACCCAGAUCUUGCUUCUCAAUCCUACCACUUGCCUGACUGUUCUUUGGAUGGCUGCUGGCUCAUGAGUUAGGAGAGCUUCAUGAGGACCAGGUGAAAACCUCAUUUGUGUUUCAGGGGCCAGCCAAACAUACUUCCUUGAGGAAAACUCAAUGCUUGGGGUUUUAGUCGCUUUUGUCUUUGAGUGCUUUGAAAACUCUUGCUUUCUCUCCUGUUUUUUUAGGACACUGUAGACACCAACUUGGGUAUUUGAACAUCUUUCAAGGACCUUCAGCUUUACAUGAAGAUUGCAUUCUCAAAGGAGCGCCAGACUUUAUCAUAGAGGGAAAUAUUUCUUUUUGUCUUCAAAAUGAAAAUAGACUUGGAGAUCAGUGAGCCAGUCAACUUUGGCUCUGGAGAUCAUCAAUACCUGGUUCAAAAAGCAGCAGUUAAAGGUGGAUCUUCUAAAGUGGAUCAUCCCUUCACAUAUUCAUCCAGAGACACGCCACAGGAAGCCAUAAAAUACCCACAUUCGAAGCACAGAGAUGCAGCAAAUACCUAUGCAGUACAAAUUUCAGAGGAUGUUAUCACAAAUGAGGGCAGCAUGGCUGCACCCAGUCCCUUCGAAGACGUGUCUAUCCGUAGAGGUUUCAUCGUGAAGGUAUUCAUUGUCCUGUCAGUUCAGCUGCUCAUCACUAUUGCAGUCGUCAGCGUAUUUCUUUUCUGCGAACCUGUAAGAAAUUGGGUCAUCAGCGUCCCUUGGUUCAUGUUUUCACUCUUCCCAGCAGUCAUGGUUGUUAUCAUCGUGCUCGCUUGCUGUAGGGAUAUCCGACGCCAAGUGCCUGCGAACUACAUUCUCCUGGCAUUGUUUACACUCCUGGAAGGCCUGCUGCUGGGGAGUAUGUCAGUCACCUUCAAAGCAGACGAGAUUCUCUGGGCAGCGGGAGCAACCACUGUGGUGACAUUAGCGCUAACCUUAUUUGCUCUACAAACAAAAUGGGAUUUUACCAUGCUAAACGGAGUGUUGUUUGUUCUCCUCGUUGUAUUAAUGAUCUACGGGAUUAUCGCAAUUGUCAUACGAUCCUACUGGGUACAUCUGGUGUAUGCCUUGCUUGGAACCCUGAUCUUCUCCAUGUACCUGGUGAUGGACGUGCAGAUGAUGGUGGGGGGCCGCUACCAUUAUGAGGUAGACCCUGAAGAGUACAUUUUUGCUGCUCUGAAUAUCUACGUGGACAUCAUCAACCUUUUCAUUUUCAUUUUGGACCUGAUUGUACGAUAGCCAGCGGCCAAGGCAGGCUCAUGCUGAGAAGAGGGAAGAUGAGAAGCCUGGCUCCUUGUGUCACCAGGCCCAGACACACAGCAGUGACCGACUACUCAUAAGCCCUUUCCAUAGUUAGUUAUUCGGUUAUUCAUUUAUGUCAAAAGAAGUGGAGAAUUCAGUAGCUGUUGCUGUUAUUCUUUUAUUUCCCUUGCUAUAUGGCAAACUUUCUUAUUCAUAUGGAUACAUUUCAGAUUCCUAUAAAUUCAGAAAAUGAGUAUCCUAAUCAUAGGUUCCCACUGCUUUGUUGAAGUUUUAAAACUAGGCACAAUUUAAAGUAAACACCUCUACAAAAAUAAAGCUAAUUGUAGAAAACCCCAAAUACUUCCUUUCUCUUUAUUUGUGUAUUCUAUGGGGAUAUUUUAGCAUGUGAUUUUUUUCUUUAAUAGUGGUACAAACCAAAAUAUCAUGCCUUUCUCCCACUUUCCAAAGCCAGACUGGAGAGAAUUCUAUCAGGUAGGGAGGUGAGAGGCUCAAGACAGAGUGGUGGCUACAUGCCACCUGUACCUCUGUGCCUCUGUGUCUGGGCCAAUUGGUCUUAAAACAUCUUAAACAUCAUUUUAAAUUGUCAUAAAACAUACAA
Cricetulus griseus (Chinese hamster) is the source of this 2219-nucleotide messenger RNA. The record is from RefSeq and is a predicted model, not a curated record. Lineage: Eukaryota; Metazoa; Chordata; Mammalia; Rodentia; Cricetidae.